Oncorhynchus keta (chum salmon) is the source of this 3060-nucleotide messenger RNA. RefSeq names its product methyltransferase like 18 (gene mettl18). The record is from RefSeq and is a predicted model, not a curated record. The transcript is spliced from 2 exons. Bases 138 to 1259 code for a protein of 373 amino acids. Lineage: Eukaryota; Metazoa; Chordata; Actinopteri; Salmoniformes; Salmonidae. Gene Ontology annotation, biological process: peptidyl-histidine methylation, to form tele-methylhistidine. Gene Ontology annotation, molecular function: protein-L-histidine N-tele-methyltransferase activity.
UACUGCGCAGACUCAGUGCUGCAAGGUGUUCUGGGUAUUUAGCUAACUCCUUUUCCUUCCAGUCCGCGUGUAGGUUGCAGAAUUUAUUCCCUGCCUUUUAUAGCUAUACUUGUUAAAUACACUGCUUCGUCAGAACUAUGUCUUUCAGUUUCAACUUCGACGUGCAGUUGACGACAAAGGGGCAACAAGGUGCAGAAAGUCAAUCACAAACUGGAAAGCAGGAUUAUGCAGUCAAACCUGUGCCCGGCAACAACAACACCACCACUCCAGCAGAAACUGUCAAAGCAGCUGUUGAACACCAUCCCCCUGCAGAUCCCCACUUUCUCCUCAACGAUGCUGUCUCUGAGACUGUUACCAUAGGAACGCUUCCACCCCUCCACUUCCUGAAUGAGUCUGUGUUCGAGCGGACGGCCAGCGAGCGAGAUGACGACGAGAGGAUCCUGUCGCGGACCGCCGCCCAGAGCUCGGACCUCAUCUCCGGGGUGUACGAGGGAGGGUUGAAGGUGUGGGAGUGUACCUAUGACCUCCUGGAGCUGCUAGAGAGGGAGGGGGAGACGUUCGGGGGGAAGAUGGUUCUGGAUUUGGGCUGUGGUGCUGGACUGCUGGGCCUACUGGCGCUAAAGAGCGGAGCAAGUCAGGUCCAUUUCCAGGACUAUAAUAGUACUGUUAUAGAACAGCUCACACUGCCUAACGCACUGCUCAACUGUCAGGUGGAAGGGGAGGAGGAAGAAGUGAAGGGAAAGAAACGGGGGCUGCAGGAGGAGGAUGAUGAGACAAUUAUAGAAGAGGACAAAAUGAAAAAGGAUGAAGAGGCAACGUCCGAUGAGGAGAAGAAGAAUGAACAGAAAAAAGAGGGAGAGGAUGGCAGCCCGUUGCCCAAGAGGCAAGCCCUGGACCUAUCCCAGCAUUCGAAGCUGACCUGCUGUCGUUUCUUCUCGGGCGACUGGACAACGUUCCUAGCGCUGGUCCUCAAGGAAGACCUGUUCCCUAAAUAUGACAUCAUCUUCACCUCAGAGACCAUCUACAACACGGCGUACUACUCAGCUCUUCACGACACCCUCCACAGACUGUUGGCCCCGAGGGGAGUGGUCUACCUGGCCACCAAGGCCCACUACUUUGGGGUGGGGGGUGGACUGCUCCUAUUUGAACAGUUUAUAGAGGACAAGGGAGUGUUUGAUAUGGAGAAACUGUGGGACGUGGACCAGGGGCUACAGAGACAUGUUGUGGCCAUGCACUUCAAAACAACAAACAAGUCUUGACUUUUUACUUUGUGUAGUUUCACAGAACUAAAAAGGAUAAUAUUUUUCAAAUUAAUUUCUACUCAAUGCACCUGGAACGUCUAUGCUACCUAAGGUGUGCUAACAUCAGUCAGUUUCAAAAACUUUUUCCUAUAAAGAUCACCUGUGUGUCAAUUGGGACAAAGAAACAGGACUUUCACAUAAUUUAAAUGACCGCAUGUUUGAUUGUUUGACAGAUAAUGAAAAGAAUAUUUAAGACUUUCUGUAGGUCUGUCAGUCAUGGCUUAUUUUACCUUGGUGGUAAAACCUUGUAUGUCAAAUACUGGAGAUGAGCUUCACAAAGGCAGAUUAAGGAGGAGUUUGAAUAUUCGCCAGUUGAAGAGGACAACAGGAUAGCUUCACUGAUGGAGGGAAAAGAAGCAGAAGUCUGAUAAAGAAGAUUGAGGAGAUGAGCAGAUAUUCCAUUGUUUCCAUUGUAGUGUGCAAACUAGGCCAAUAUCAAGCGUACCUCAAGUAUUUCAAGGUAUUUUGGCAAGUGUAUUUGGUGCAGGUCGGUUUUUAACAGGACAUAAGUGGUAGUUGAAGUAGGCGCAAUAUACUACCCGAACGAAGAUACCGUUUCAUGUCAACUUUACCCUUUGUUCACAUCUCUCUAACUUUCUAUAUUUAUUUAGAAUAGGGCUAGUGCAUGAGAAAGGUGGAAAGGAAAUGAAGGUCUUUAUAGGGGGUUGAUUCCCAAAGUGUUCAAAUAGCACCAUGAAAGCUAUACUUGUUUCUGAAGUCCGCUGCAAAAUGUCAAUUGCGACUUAUCUCAUCUGCGUAAGGACGAGGCCUGAAAGUGGAGCCCAGUGUAGUGUAGCACAUCUAUUCUGCAGUAGGGCUUUGUGGUUUCUGUUCACCUUUUCACAUUUUGUUGCCCAUCAGUAUUAUUUUGUAUACACUUUAAAGACUUGGCAAUGUCAUGUUACAAUCUAAUGUUAUCAAAGAUAGACGCAUAUCAAAAUGUCUUAUGUGGCAUGUCGAGUGCCCUGUUUCAUCCAAUAAGAUUAAGAUGACUUUAUUGGUCAAUUCCAGCUGAAAUUUGACUUCCCCUGUUUCCACCAACCCCAGAAAGAUACACAUACAGUGCCUUCAGAAAGUAUUCAUACCACUUUACUUAUUCCUAUUUUUGUUGUUACAGCCUGAAUUCAAAAUUGAUUAAAUAUAUUUUUCACACAUUUACACACUAUCCCAUAAUGACAAAGUGAAAACAUGCUUUUAGAAAUGUAUUGAAAAAAUUAAUUGAAUCCAUAAACUUUAGAAGCACCUAUUUUCUAGGUAAGUGUCUUAAGAGCAUUCCACACCUGGAUUGUGCAACAUUUGCCCAUUUUAUUAUUUUCAUAAUUCUUAAACUUCUGUCAAAUGAGUUGUUGAUCAUUGCUAUACAACUGUUUUCAGGUCUUGCCAUUAGUGUUGCAAAGGGUCAGAAACUUUCUGGGAAAUUUUCCAUGGGAUGUUAAGCCCAUGAAUUUUGGGAAUUUGAUUCUCAAGAUCUUGCACACUAAUGAGAUGCUAUUGAGCCCACACUACUACACUGAGGCAAUGACUACAUGCCUUCUGGUAAGUUUUGAUUACAAUACUGGGUGAGGUGAAUAGCUUUUAUGACACGUCAUUUUUUGUUAACUAGUAAAUAGUAGCCUACAGCAAAGUGUUUAAAUCAUUUCUAACUUGUUAACAGUUUCUGCUUGUUAGUUUUUGCUACCAUGUCGGUUUUAGCUUGCUUGAGCCUGCUAACUGAGGAGUGUUAAUUCACCUGUUUCAUAAAAAUAAAUCUUACAAAGGA